AUGAGGAGAAGCUGCAUUACUGCCAUACACUCGACCGAAUUCUUUCCAGCACGUAGAGCUCGCGACCAGUGUAUAAUCGAAAAUGGUGAAGAGAACUGCGGUGAAUUGAUUGAGGCUCACAAGAAGUGCAUGCGAGAUGCUGGCUUCGAUGUAUGA
Molecule: messenger RNA, 156 nt
Organism: Haemonchus placei
Lineage: Eukaryota; Metazoa; Nematoda; Chromadorea; Rhabditida; Trichostrongylidae
Source: the annotation of a GenBank genome assembly